GCUUACAACUUGUCAUGAAUUUAAGCAAUAAUUUUCUAGAAGAUUCUGUGCCAGUACAUGUUGUGAGACUAGCGAAAUAUUGUCCAGUUUAUUCAGUGCGAGCGACUGCAUUCUACGUUCUUGGUCUAAUCGGUAGCACAUACGAUGGCGCUAACUUGCUUGCAGAGUUAGGUUGGUUUUGCGUGCGACAUACGAGACAUGACCAGUUUCCUAUCAUAUCAGAGGACAAUUAUGCAAUAGGAACUGAAAGCACUGAGAAAUCCCACUUUUACGUUACAUCGCCUGAUCGAAGAUUCAACGCAUUGGAUAUCGAUUUGAGCGAACAUUCAGAUCACACAGAUCAGAGUACCGCUGAUAGUGUGCACUCAGAAUCGGCUAGGUUGAACAAGACUAUUGGCGCUAUUUGUAUCGAAGAAAAUCAAGAUGUCGUAGACCAUAAAAUUAGUUUCGAUAGACGCGAACCAGACAAAAGGAAAUCUCACACGCUUCCAUCGCAAGGCUGUUCUAGUUCUCACGAGAGAUCCUUAACUGAAUCGAGGACAGUUGAUAUCCUUCGAGACUGUUCCACAUACGAACGAACCGGACAUAAAAUGCAAAUGGAAAAUAGACUGUUAGGACGAAUGAACUCACUUGACCAAGCUCACGAAGGGAGGGUGAGGAACACAAGUGAAUCUAGCACGAGCGGUGUUAGUAGUUGCGAUUCCUUCUUAGGAAAAUAUGCUAUUCCGGACCGCGUGUUAACGUUAAGCCCCAUUCCCAGUUCUUCGAGUUUGUAUGGCAUGAAAACUAGUGUUCCGCAUCGGCCGCGUCUGGCCGAGACGCAGAGACGCAUAUCCACUUCUAGUUUUACGGGACCUGACGCGGCGAGCUCUCCUCCAACACAAAUGGAUAUGUCCGGAUAUGCUACAAUACAGUCAUUAAAUAAACACCGACGACCGCACGUAUCAGAGGGCGCAGCAACGAGUUCUAGCGAUAUUGACGAACUUGUGUGGCUUUUGCCGGACUUUAGCCGGCGUGGCAAACCCUACUCGUCGAUGCGGGAGAAAUCUAAGUCACAUAGAGAACGAAUGGCUAAACUCAGCCUGGUGGAGGACGACUGGCGGCCGCUGUGGCAGACGGAGCGCGCGGGCGCGGCGGGCGCGGGGCGGGCCGUGCGCCCCGCGCCGCGCGCGCCCCGCGCCGCGCCGCCGCACUACAUGGGCGUGUGCCUGCCGCUGCACCUCGCUGAUAUCUUCCCCGACGAGGAUAUAAAGGCUGAAAAUGUAAAUGGCGAUAAAAUAGUUCCUAGUCGAACACGAGUACCGUCAUUCCUGGACUCGAGUAUCGCGAGCGCCGACAACAAGUCCCGCGCCACACCUGACAGUCAGAAUAUAGCCAAUAAAGAUAUCCCAGCUACAACUGUUGCGCAUCGACCGCUGCCUCUAACAAUCACGAAACCGGCGCUCAACGACGCAAUGGAAACGGCCAAAAUCAUCGAAGAGAAAACCGCCGAAGAACACGCAAAAACGAAUAUCACAGCUGACAAAAAUCACAUUAUCGUUAAGGACACAGAAUGUGCGGAGGCGGGGCUGGUUAAGGAUGUGAGCUCUAGCACUGCGGUGGGCAGCACGUUAGUGGGCACGUUGAGCCGGGUGGAGAGUAAGCCGAGCAAGUGGAGGCACGCGGCGAGGGAUUGUCUGGCCUGCGUUCGAACUAGACCGCCGUCUUCUCAUGAACUGCGCGAAGCAUUUUUUGCAGAUAUGGAAGGAGUGAGCGCGACGGAAGACCGCACCAGCCCCCCCUCGCUCGAGCCGACGCCGCAGGCUCAACUGUUACACAACGUACUUUUUAUGUCGAACCCCAUACAUUUAAAACAGACGCGGUCGGCGCUGUUGUCCCUGAAGCAGCGGCACCCGGACGUGUUCCGCAGCGCGUGCGUGUACUCGGACGUGUGCGCGGUGCUCGCGCGCGACACGUACAUGCUGUGCGCGCGCCGCUUCCUGCAGGAGCUCUUCCUCGACACCAACUUCGAGUGCUUCGACGCGGAGCCCGCCGCCGUGCUCGCCCGCCACGGCGCCCCCGCCCCUCCCGCGCCCCCCGCGCCGCCGAACGUCGAGGCGUAGUGUGCGUGCACCCUCACACCUCACACCUUACCCCAGUGUAUCGCAUGCCUUAUAGAAUAAUUGUAUUUCAGUGCGCGGAUCGCCUUCCAGUGCCGCUUUAAUGGAUGCGAGUUUAGUAAUAAACGAUGUUAUGUUCCUUUCCGUGACAAAUAUAUUUUAGACGAUAGAAAACGAUGUAUACUUAUAUAGAACUGUUUUUUUUUAUUUAUAGUAGGGUAACGAUCUUUUGUUAUAUGGAAAUCAAAUGGAUUUCUAAAUGUAAACAGUGGUUUCGUAAAUGAUACAUGCGCAUGUACGCGAUGAUCGUAAGAGAUAUUUAAAUCAAUAACGGUUAAAAAAACUUAUAUUGCGAGAUGUUCGUUUGAGUGUAACCAUCCUUAUUUCAAAUAUUUAAUACUAAAAUAUUGUUUUAUCAUAAUUCCUUUGGAAGAUUAAUUGUAUUCUUAAUAUAAUAUCAAACUUACGCCUUACAUGUAAAUAAUUAAUAUGUCAUAGAAAUAGAAUCUUUAGAUUAACAACCUAUGUUAUCCAUUGAAAACUUUUUGAUAAUUGGCUGUAAGCUUACAUAAUAUGCUUAAAGUUUUAUUUAUUCUUUUGUUAUUUAAUGAAUAUGAUCGUAUUUUGGAAUGGCGUAUGUAAUAGCGUAUGAGUGUAUGUGUGAUUGGUAUUCUAAUUUUGAGUAAUUAUUAAGUUAGUUGUCUUUUAAGAAUGACGACACUAUAUAUCAACAAUUUAACAUAUAUAAUUACUAAUGUUAACCACCGCUUUUGAAAAUAUUAUUGAAACUUGUCCAUUGGUUAACAUUUUUAAGUGAAAUAAGCACGGUUCUCCAAAAUACACAUAGCCGCCACAGCCAAAUUUCAAUACUAUCUCCAUUACAGUAUAUGACAAGAUUAUUAUAUUAAUUGUACAUAUGUUCCCCUAUAGCUUAUAUUACCUAGUGAUAUACUUAUCCCACCUUAACAAUGUCUCCCAUAUUUAAUUGAUAAAACAAAUUAUAUGACGCCAUUGUGUUCAAUUUACAACUUUCAGCAUUUAAUUUUCUAUAAUCCUUUACUGGUCAAUUUCAACCUCUUGUUGUGUCUCUAUCUUUAAAGGAUAUUUAAUUAUAAUUUUAAGUAUUAAUUGUAGCAUAAAAUAUCCGGGUAUGUUUGACAAAUGAUUUAUUGUUGAUAUUUCAAGAUAAAAGUGUUAACUGACAUAUCAUUUGCUGAACCCUUUACAGUAUAUAACAAGUUGUUCUCAUAAUUUGCAAAUUUACAUAACAGUAUUUUGAAAUAACGUAGCAAAUUGUUAUAUUAUCGACUACUCGAAGUAAGGUGCAUUUAUUAAAAUAUCAAGGACCUUCCCUGCGUUAAUUUGUAAACAAUUUGCUUGAAGGUUAAUCAGUAAAUGUUGGUCUGUGUAGCUUAAAAACAAACAUAGUUUUAUAUAACUAUAUAUACAUAUUCCGAAAUGAAAUACGUAAUAGUCUAAAAGUUUUUGCUGUUUUCAUUAUAAAAGUUUAUAUUAUAAUGUAUAAGUUGCAGUUUAUUUGAUACUAGUGCCAUUGAGCCAGUUCCUUUUUAAAUUAAUAAUAAUAUUAAUUAAUGACUUUACCGACUCCAUAUUAUAUUAAUAUUAUCAUAGUGCAGCUACGUCUCACCCAUUACACAGUAUAAUAUUAUAUAAUUUUAUACAA
Messenger RNA from Zerene cesonia (dogface butterfly), 3783 nucleotides. Its product is annotated as rapamycin-insensitive companion of mTOR-like. Lineage: Eukaryota; Metazoa; Arthropoda; Insecta; Lepidoptera; Pieridae. The transcript has 10 exons. Gene Ontology annotation, molecular function: protein serine/threonine kinase activator activity. The coding region runs from base 15 to 2102 and encodes 695 amino acids. Gene Ontology annotation, biological process: TORC2 signaling; positive regulation of phosphatidylinositol 3-kinase/protein kinase B signal transduction. Gene Ontology annotation, cellular component: TORC2 complex. The record is from RefSeq and is a predicted model, not a curated record.